Messenger RNA from Musca vetustissima, 1910 nucleotides. RefSeq names its product eukaryotic translation initiation factor 4E-binding protein Mextli (gene mxt). The transcript is spliced from 9 exons. Bases 1 to 1896 code for a protein of 631 amino acids. Gene Ontology annotation, molecular function: translation initiation factor activity; eukaryotic initiation factor 4E binding; RNA binding. Gene Ontology annotation, biological process: positive regulation of translation; regulation of formation of translation initiation ternary complex. NCBI's taxonomy places the organism in Eukaryota, Metazoa, Arthropoda, Insecta, Diptera, Muscidae. Gene Ontology annotation, cellular component: RNA cap binding complex; cytoplasm. The record is from RefSeq and is a predicted model, not a curated record.
AUGGCACAUCUCGGACGUUCAGUUAAGAAUGUAGAGGCUCCACGGCCUUUAAAGUCACAAUCCCGUUCUUCGCUCAAGAAUAACUUCAUGUUGAUCGAAGAACUAAUGCAGUUAAUUGAGAAUGUGGCAAUUUCAUUGCAAUCCGGCAUUAAUAAUACAGAGCCAAUGGCCACAUUGGUGCAAAAUCUUCGCAUACAUGGGCCACAAUUGGAGACGGUCUCAAAGGAUACAUUAGAUAGGGCAUUUGUUGUAUUUCGUAAUGCGUCGCAGGACGAACGCUUAAAUAUUAUGACACGUCUCAAUUUGCUCGAACUAAUUGAAUUGCGGGCCAAAGGAUGGGAAGAUAAUGGUAUUAAUAGCUACUAUAAAACUAAACAGGCUACAAAUGCCGAGUUGUCCGAUGCCCAAAAUCAUGUUGAUACUACACAAACGGCAUUUUUAAGCACCUCCCCCACAUUUGGUGGUAUGAAUGCUGGAAAUGCUGCAGCUGCCGCAGCCAUUGCAUCUGUGGGUUCGGCCAAUCAACAACAUCUUCUCUUGGGUCCCGGGGAAGUUAUACGCAACUCGGGCAAGUUUCCAAAACCAACAAAAAUUCCCGGUAAAACUUAUUGCAAGGAUGAGGUAGUGAUACGAAAUGCAGAUUCUGGCAAAGUAAUGGGUAUCAAAGGUCGACGUGUCCAUAUGAUUGAGGAACUCAGUGAAACAAUCAUAUCAUUCCAAAGAGUGAACCCUGGAGCCAAGGAACGUUUGGUGCAAAUUACUGGUCCUGCUGAGGAUAAAAUCAACUAUGCCAAACAGUUAAUUGAAGAUACCAUACGUCGUAAUGCUUCUCCAGUACGUUUGGACCCAGCAAUGGGCAAUAGUCACGCUGGUGGUUCAUGUUCAUCUCUGGCUUCUUCGAAUUCCGACGAAGCUGUUCAGAUACGGACACCAGUCGCCAGCAAUUUGGCAAAUCGUUUGAGCUUCAAUUCAGCCCAAAACUUUAUGACCGCAGCUGCUGCCUCCCAACAGAUGGUCCAACAACAAUUGGCAAAUAUUCCCGGUUUGAAUACAUCAACACCUGUUGCUGCUAAUACGGCUGCAGUUGCUGGUAAACCGAUACGUCCUCAUACGCAAAUGUUGUUGCAUUCAUAUUCUACAAAUGAUGCUUCUUUAGGUGAAUACAAGUUCACUUGUAAUGUGGGUCAGCAUGUAAUCAAAAUCACCGGUGACUGUUGUGAUUUAGUCAGGGUUGCCAAAUUGGUAUUGGACGAUUAUUUCAGCAGUGCAGAGUUCUUGGCAUCUAUGGAAGCAGGGGCAGCUUUUGAUGGUUCAAUGACCAGUCCUAUUUCCACACCAACAACACCAAUGACCGGUGCUCCACAGUUUAUAAUGGGCACACCGUUGGCAACUGACAGUGGCAUUGGUCUUAAUUACAUGUCAUCUACAGCUAACAACAACAAUAAUCAGGAUGUCGAUGACGAUGUUUUCGUUGACAGCAGUAAUUUAUCUAAAUCAGCAUCUCAAAACAAUGGUUUGGCUCGUUCACGUAGAAGUCAUUUUUCACGAAAGGAUUCCACUCCGGAAGCUGCAGCAAAUGCUCCAGUGACACAGCUAGUACGUCAAAAGAGUGAGGUGGGCACAGCUGUUAAUAAUAAUGCAACAACAACACGCAUCGUUCAUCAGUAUGAACAUUUGCUCUUUUAUGCCAAGAGUCCUCAUUCCUGGGCACUGCCAAGUGAAUGGCAAAGAAUCUGUGAAAAAUUCCCGGCCAUUAUUCGAAAUAAGGACCUGCAAGAUGAAAGUAAUCGUUUCGAUGGCGAUAAAUACUUGGAAUUGGCUAAAUCGUCCGGUAAACGUAAUAUUACAACAGUUGACGACAACAAUACGGAUAACGAUACACAAGAAAACGAAUAGAAAUAAAACAACAA